AUGGGGUUUGAAGGGGUGGAGUUCAUUUUUGAGGCGACUCAAAAAUCGAGGAGAAUGGGGUUUGAAGGGGUGGAGUUCAUUUUUGAGUCGACUAAAAAAUCGAGGAGAAUGGGGUUUGAAGGGGUGGAGUUCAUUUUUGAGGCGACUCAAAAAUCGAGGAGAAUGGGGUUUGAAGGGGUGGAGUUCAUUUUUGAGGCGACUCAAAAAUCGAGGAGAAUGGGGUUUGAAGGGGUGGAGUUCAUUUUUGAGGCGACUCAAAAAUCGAGGAGAAUGGGGUUCGAAGGGGUGGAGUUCAUUUUUGAGGCGACUCAAAAAUCGAGGAGAAUGGGGUUUGAAGGGGUGGAGUUCAUUUUUGAGGCGACUCAAAAAUCGAGGAGCAUGGGGUUCGAAGGGGUGGAGUUCAUUUUUGAGUCGACUAAAAAAUCGAGGAGAAUGGGGUUUGAAGGGGUGGAGUUCAUUUUUGAGGCGACUCAAAAAUCGAGGAGAAUGGGGUUUGAAGGGGUGGAGUUCAUUUUUGAGUCGACUAAAAAAUCGAGGAGAAUGGGGUUUGAAGGGGUGGAGUUCAUUUUUGAGGCGACUCAAAAAUCGAGGAGGAUGGGGUUUGAAGGGGUGGAGUUCAUUUUUGAGGCGACUCAAAAAUCGAGGAGAAUGGGGUUUGAAGGGGUGGAGUUCAUUUUUGAGGCGACUCAAAAAUCGAGGAGAAUGGGGUUCGAAGGGGUGGAGUUCAUUUUUGAGUCGACUAAAAAAUCGAGGAGAAUGGGGUUUGAAGGGGUGGAGUUCAUUUUUGAGGCGACUCAAAAAUCGAGGAGAAUGGGGUUUGAAGGGGUGGAGUUCAUUUUUGAGUCGACUAAAAAAUCGAGGAGAAUGGGGUUUGAAGGAGUGGAGUUCAUUUUUGAGGCGACUCAAAAAUCGAGGAGAAUGGGGUUUGAAGGGGCGACUCAAAAAUCGAGGAGAAUGGGGUUUGAAGGGGUGGAGUUCAUUUUUGAGUCGACUCAAAAAUCGAGGAGAAUGGGGUUUGAAGGGGUGGAGUUCAUUUUUGAGGCGACUCAAAAAUCGAGGAGAAUGGGGUUUGAAGGGGUGGAGUUCAUUUUUGAGGCGACUCAAAAAUCGAGGAGAAUGGGGUUCGAAGGGGUGGAGUUCAUUUUUGAGUCGACUAAAAAAUCGAGGAGAAUGGGGUUUGAAGGGGUGGAGUUCAUUUUUGAGGCGACUCAAAAAUCGAGGAGAAUGGGGUUUGAAGGGGUGGAGUUCAUUUUUGAGUCGACUAAAAAAUCGAGGAGAAUGGGGUUUGAAGGGGUGGAGUUCAUUUUUGAGGCGACUCAAAAAUCGAGGAGAAUGGGGUUUGAAGGGGUGGAGUUCAUUUUUGAGGCGACUCAAAAAUCGAGGAGAAUGGGGUUUGAAGGGGUGGAGUUCAUUUUUGAGGCGACUCAAAAAUCGAGGAGAAUGGGGUUCGAAGGGGUGGAGUUCAUUUUUGAGUCGACUAAAAAAUCGAGGAGAAUGGGGUUUGAAGGGGUGGAGUUCAUUUUUGAGGCGACUCAAAAAUCGAGGAGAAUGGGGUUUGAAGGGGCGACUCAAAAAUCGAGGAGAAUGGGGUUUGAAGGGGUGGAGUUCAUUUUUGAGUCGACUCAAAAAUCGAGGAGAAUGGGGUUUGAAGGGGUGGAGUUCAUUUUUGAGGCGACUCAAAAAUCGAGGAGAAUGGGGUUUGAAGGGGUGGAGUUCAUUUUUGAGGCGACUCAAAAAUCGAGGAGAAUGGGGUUCGAAGGGGUGGAGUUCAUUUUUGAGUCGACUAAAAAAUCGAGGAGAAUGGGGUUUGAAGGGGUGGAGUUCAUUUUUGAGGCGACUCAAAAAUCGAGGAGAAUGGGGUUUGAAGGGGUGGAGUUCAUUUUUGAGUCGACUAAAAAAUCGAGGAGAAUGGGGUUUGAAGGGGUGGAGUUCAUUUUUGAGGCGACUCAAAAAUCGAGGAGAAUGGGGUUUGAAGGGGUGGAGUUCAUUUUUGAGGCGACUCAAAAAUCGAGGAGAAUGGGGUUUGAAGGGGUGGAGUUCAUUUUUGAGGCGACUCAAAAAUCGAGGAGAAUGGGGUUCGAAGGGGUGGAGUUCAUUUUUGAGUCGACUAAAAAAUCGAGGAGAAUGGGGUUUGAAGGGGUGGAGUUCAUUUUUGAGGCGACUCAAAAAUCGAGGAGAAUGGGGUUUGAAGGGGUGGAGUUCAUUUUUUAG
Molecule: messenger RNA, 2211 nt
Organism: Closterium sp. Naga37s-1
Lineage: Eukaryota; Viridiplantae; Streptophyta; Zygnematophyceae; Desmidiales; Closteriaceae
Source: the annotation of a GenBank genome assembly